Molecule: messenger RNA, 1269 nt
Organism: Caenorhabditis briggsae
Lineage: Eukaryota; Metazoa; Nematoda; Chromadorea; Rhabditida; Rhabditidae
Gene: Cbr-nhr-143
Product: Protein CBR-NHR-143
Exons: 8
Coding region: 1-1269 (422 amino acids)
Biological process (GO): regulation of DNA-templated transcription
Molecular function (GO): DNA-binding transcription factor activity; sequence-specific DNA binding; zinc ion binding
Source: RefSeq, a predicted model, not a curated record
AUGAGUUGUUCAACACCGUCCUCAUCAGAAUGCUCCAUUGGCAGCGUGGAAGUGGACGACUUCAAAUGUGAAAUUUGUCUCGGAAAAGGUCAUGGAAAUCAUUUUGGUGUGAAUGCAUGCAGAGCAUGUGCGGCCUUUUUCAGACGAAUGAUUCUUGGCACUGGAUUCCGACAAAAGUGCCGACUGACGAAGAAUUGUAAGCCUAAAGAUGGACGAUGGUUUUGCAAGAAAUGCCGAUUGGAUAAAUGCUACCGUUUAGGAAUGACACCAGAUAAUAUCCAGCAUGACAGAGACGCCCAUCUCAGUUCCGAGUUGUUUCUGGAAAAUCAUAACAAACGGAAACUACAAGUGAGUGUUUUACCAACUACAGUGGAAAAAUUCGUUGGAGUACCUCAUUCGGUACUUUAUUUCAAGCGAGAAAAACUGCCCAAAAAGAUGUGGACUUAUAUUGAUUUAAGCAAACUUGUUCAAAGAACCGAGAAGAUUCUGAAGACAGAACCUAGUUUUGAUUCUGAGACAUUCAACAUGACGACGUUGGAAAAGCUCACGUUUGGAUUAAGAGAAGCUAGAAAAAAUCAGCAACAAUUCCCGGCCAUAAUGAAAUCAAUGGGAAAAGAGGAAAAUUGUUUUAUAUGGGAGCAACAACUGAUGACUGCUGCCAAUUGGAUAAUGUACUUUGAUGAAUUCCGAGCGCUUCCAUUCGACCAAAAAUUCGCAAUGAUCAAGUGUAUGUGGCAUCUAUGGGGACGAUUGGAACGGUUAGCAAUGACCGCUGAAAUGAGAGUUAAUGGAUAUUGUGGAAAAAGAGAUUUCGUAAUUUCACAUGAUGCCCUGUUAGACUAUGAUAACGUGGACUACGAUCCUUCGUGGAGCACUUCGUAUUCGAAAGACGAGUUGUUGUAUUUUCUCGAUGCUCCAACAUAUCACGGGGAGCCACUUGUUGAAUCCUUUAUCAAUAUCAAUCCAUCAGAUACGGAGUUGGUUUUUUUGAUUUGUAACCUUUGUCUACGAUUAACAGGAAAAAAAUUAGGUGGGGAAAUCGAAGAAGUCACUCAGAAGCUACAAGAUGUUUUAGCUAAUUCUCUUCACAAGCAUUACACCGACAUAGAAAUGCCAAGAUAUGCUCAUCGGCUCGCAAAACUGUUGUCGAUUGGAAAUGAUUGGUUGAAUCUGACGCAUAAGCGAAAGGAAAAAAUGCAGGUUGCCUACAUUUUGGACGUUUUUCAUGUAGAGUUUUCUCAUCCAGAACUAUUCCAAUACUCUGUUUAA